AGUCGCUCAGUGUUUCAGCUUCAGCUGCUUGUUAGGAUACUGGACUGCUGGUUUAAUCUGACUUGGACCUAUGAUACACCUCAAUCACAGAUUAGAAGGAUAACAGAUUAAUGACUCGAUAUGCCAACGGGAUCGGUGAAACUGCAAAGUAUAAAAAGACUAGGACAGGAAAACCACAGCUAUGAGGUUUCAGAUGAAGAACCAGCUGGCUCCUAUAUCAGGACAAUGACACAUUCCAAGAAGGGUGAAAAAGCUCAGAAAAAUGAAAAGCAACCAGCCAUAAGAGUCGGCUUCUUUCAGCUGUUCCGCUUUGCCACAUGCAAAGACGUGCUGAUGAUGGUGGUGGGUGCCGUGUGCGCGGUGCUGCACGGCUCGGCCCAGCCUCUCAUGCUGCUGGUGUUCGGCCUGCUCACCGACACCUUCAUCGAGUACGACAUUGAGCUGAAGGAGCUCAGCGAUGACCGGAAGGAGUGCGUGAACAACACCAUCCAGUGGAAGAAGAACUACACUGAAGCGUAUGACCUGACAGCGCCCCUGAACGAGUCCGGCUUGGGCCUCAUCAAUUCAACUUUAGAGAUGCUCGUACCGCUGAAGGGCAAGUCAUGUGGGCUUCUUGACAUUGAGUAUGAAAUGACCCUGUUUGCCUUCUAUUACGUUGGAAUUGGAGCGGCUGUGUUCGUGCUAGGAUACCUUCAGAUCUCCCUGUGGGUGAUCGCUGCUGCCAGGCAGAUUCAACUCAUCAGGAAAACGUACUUCAGCAAAGUGAUGAGGAUGGAGAUCGGCUGGUUUGACUGCACCUCUGUGGGGGAGCUCAACACUCGCAUGUCAGAUGAUAUAAACAAGAUCAAUGAUGCCAUUGCGGAUCAAGUUUCCAUAUUUGUGCAGCGCUUCACCACCUUUGUGUGUGGUUUCUGCGUCGGCUUUGUGAAAGGAUGGAAGUUAACGCUUGUCAUCAUCGCAGCGAGUCCACUGAUUGGGAUUGGUGCCGGGCUUAUGGCCCUGUUUGUGGCUAAGCUAACCGGGAUGGAGCUGGAGGCCUACGCUAAAGCUGGGGCCAUAGCUGACGAGGUCCUGUCUUCCAUCAGAACUGUGGCUGCUUUUGGAGGAGAGAAAAAGGAAGUGCAAAGGUACGACAGGAACCUGAUCUCAGCCCAGCGCUGGGGCAUCAGAAAGGGUCUGAUCAUAGGCUCUUUCACUGGAUUUAUGUGGCUGGUUAUCUUCCUUUGCUACGGUCUGGCCUUCUGGUAUGGCUCCACGCUGGUUGUGGACACUGGAGAUUACACACCAGGAACUCUACUGCAGGUGUUCUUUGGGGUUCUGGUGGGAGCCAUGAAUUUGGGGCAGGCUUCUCCGUGUCUGGAGGCGUUUGCGUCAGGCCGUGGAGCUGCUACAAUAAUCUUUGAGACCAUCGACAGAGAGCCAGAAAUCGACUGUUUCUCCGAAGCUGGAUAUAAGCUCGACAGGGUCAAAGGGGACAUUGAAUUUCACAAUGUGACCUUCCACUACCCAUCCAGACCUGAAGUGAAGAUCCUAGACCAGCUCAGUGUUGCAGUGAAGUCGGGGGAGACCACAGCCUUUGUGGGGCCAAGCGGAGCUGGGAAAAGCACUGCUAUUCAACUCAUCCAGCGCUUUUAUGAUCCUAAAGAGGGGAUGGUGACCCUGGACGGUCAUGACAUCAGAGGGUUGAACAUCCAAUGGCUGCGUUCUCUGAUCGGCGUAGUGGAGCAGGAGCCUGUGCUGUUCGCCACCACCAUCGCAGAGAACAUACGCUACGGUCGACCAGGUGUCUCAGAGGAGGACAUCAUCACUGCUGCAAAGGAGGCCAACGCGUACAACUUCAUCAUGGACCUGCCACAGAAAUUUGACACCUUAGUCGGGGAGGGCGGGGGCCAGAUGAGCGGUGGGCAGAAACAGAGGAUUGCCAUCGCGCGAGCGCUGGUCAGGAAUCCUCGUGUCCUGCUGCUGGACAUGGCAACCUCUGCUCUUGACAAUGAGAGUGAAGCUAUAGUGCAGGAAGCUUUGGAUAAAGUACGGAUGGGUCGCACCACCAUCUCCAUUGCUCACCGGCUGUCCACCAUAAGGAACGCUGAUGUGAUUGUCGGCUUUGAGCACGGCCGGGCCGUGGAGAGGGGUAAACACAAUGAGCUUCUGGAGAGGAAGGGUGUCUACUUCACACUUGUAACCUUGCAGAGUCAAGGAGACAAAGCUCUGAAUGAAAAGGCUCGGCACAUGGCCAGCCAUGAAGAACAGCCCGAGAGACUAAAGCUAUCCAGAGCAGGCAGCUACCGUGACAGUUUGAGAGCCUCCAUCCGCCAGCGGUCCCAAUCCCAGAUGUCGAACCUGGUCCCAGAAGCCUCUGUUCAUACAACUGGAGACAUCGCUGUCUCCCACAGAGAUAACUACAAGAAUACAAUCCUAGAAGAGGAUGACGAUGAAGUUGUGGCACCUGCUCCAGUUGCCAGGAUUCUAAAGUACAACGCACCUGAGUGGCCUUAUAUGCUUUUUGGAUCCAUUGGGGCUGCAGUAAAUGGGGGGGUCAACCCGGUCUACUCUCUGCUGUUCAGUCAAAUCCUGGCAACUUUCUCAAUACAAGAUCCUGUGGAGCAGAGGAAGGAGAUUAAUGGUAUCUGCCUGUUCUUUGUCAUGGUUGGCAUUAUCUCUUUCUUCACCCAGAUGCUGCAGGGUUAUGCCUUCUCUAAGUCUGGAGAGCUCCUGACCCGCAGGUUACGUCGACUCGGCUUCCAAGCCAUGCUUGGCCAAGAGAUUGGCUGGUUUGAUGAUCACAGGAACAGCCCGGGAGCUCUGACCACACGUCUGGCCACUGAUGCCUCACAAGUGCAAGGAGCUACGGGCUCGCAGAUCGGCAUGAUCGUCAACUCUCUGACAAACAUCGGCGUUGCACUCAUCAUUUCCUUCUACUUCAGCUGGAAGCUCACGCUGAUGAUCCUUUGCUUCCUGCCAUUCAUUGCUCUGUCAGGUGGCUUCCAGACUAUGAUGCUCACAGGUUUUGCCAAGCAGGACAAACAGGCCAUGGAAGCUGCUGGACAGAUUUCUGGUGAGGCCCUGAACAACAUUCGCACCAUUGCUGGCUUGGGGAAGGAGAAGAACUUUGUGUACAUGUAUGAGGCCCAGCUGGCUGCUCCGUAUCAUGCGGCCCUGAAGAAGGCGAAUGUAUAUGGACUUUGCUAUGGCUUUGCCCAGUGCAUAAUCUUCUUUACCAACUCGGCCUCCUAUAGGUUUGGAGGCUAUUUGGUGCAACAGGAAGGGCUCCAUUUCAGCUUGGUGUUCAGGGUCAUCUCAGCCAUCGUCACCAGCGGCACAGCGCUUGGGAGAGCCUCCUCUUACACGCCGGACUAUGCCAAAGCCAAGAUAUCAGCAGCACGUUUUUUCCAGCUGCUGGACCGCGUGCCUCAGAUAAACGUCUACAGUGACAAGGGAGAUAAAUGGGAUAACUUCCAAGGGAACAUUGAGUUCAUUGACUGCAAGUUCACCUACCCCACCAGGCCAGACAUCCAGGUCCUGAAUGGACUGAAUGUGAUGGUGAAGCCCGGCCAGACGUUGGCAUUUGUGGGCAGCAGUGGCUGUGGGAAAAGCACCAGUGUACAGCUGCUGGAGAGGUUUUACGAUCCUGACCGUGGCAAAGUGUUGAUUGAUGGCCACGACACCACUCGCGUCAACGUGUCUUUCCUGCGUUCCAAGAUUGGCAUUGUGUCCCAGGAGCCUGUCCUGUUUGACUGCAGCAUCGCAGAGAACAUCAAGUAUGGCGACAACUCACGAGAUAUCGGCAUGAACGAGGUCAUCGCCGCUGCAAAGAAGGCCCAGCUUCAUGACUUUGUCAUGGCCCUUCCUGAGAAAUACGACACCACCGUGGGCUCUCAGGGGUCUCAGUUAUCUCGUGGUCAGAAGCAGCGCAUCGCCAUCGCCAGGGCAAUCAUACGUGACCCUAAGAUCCUGCUUCUUGAUGAGGCCACCUCGGCCCUGGACACGGAGAGCGAGAAGACCGUGCAAGAAGCCCUGGACAAAGCCAGAGAGGGACGAACCUGCAUCGUCAUCGCCCACCGCCUCUCCACCAUUCAGAAUUCGGACAUCAUUGCCGUCAUGUCCAGAGGCAUUGUGAUCGAGAAAGGAGCCCACGACCAGCUCAUGGCCCUGAAGGGAGCCUAUUACAAGCUGGUGAAAACAGGAGCACCAAUCAGCUAACCGCUCAGGAAAACAGGAGCCAGUGUGUUGUUGGCAUUCUUACUGCUAUAAUGUUAAGAGAGGCCAGCACUUGAAGCAUGCCAUACUUUAAAUAGCAAAGUAUUUAGGAAAGUGGUAAGAAAUGGUUGGCUGGGCUGUUUAUUUCUAUUUAUUUUUGUGAGAGGAUCCUGUUAUGAUGACAGGAGCUACAGUGGCAUGAAAAAGUAUUUGCCCCCCCUUCCUGAUUUCAUAGUUUUGCACAUUUGUUACAGUUACAUGUUUCAGAUCAUUUUGAUAUUAGACAAAGAUAACACGAGUAAACAUAAAAUGUAUAGUAUUUAAUUUGUUAAGGGGAGAAAAAGCCUUCCUGGCCCAUUAUGAAAAAGUAAUUACCCUGCUUGUUAAAUCAUGAAUUAACUGUGGUUAACCACAUUUUGUAGAAAGCUGAGUUGAAUUUCACUGGACUCGCCCAGGCCUGAUUACUGGCAGAUUAGUUUAAUCAAGAAAUCACUUAAAUAGAACCUGUGUGACAAUGUGAAGCAGGUUAAAAGAUCUCAAAAAGCAACAGGUCAUGCCACGACUGAAAGAAGAAGCUGAGAAACACUCAUUGAUACAUAUGAGUCUGGAAAGGGUUACAAAGCCAUUUCUAAGGCUUUGGGAGUCCAGUGAAGCACAGUGAGAGACAUUAUCCACAAUUCACACCUUUUUGUGAGUGGCCGGCCAACCAAAUUUACUCCUACAAAAGAACCCAGAAAAACAUCUAAACAACUGCAGGCCUCACUUGCCUCAGUUAAGGUCAGAGGUCAUGAUUCAACAAUAAGAAAGGCAUCCAUGGGAGAGCUCCAAGGCAAAAACCACAGCUGACCAAAAAGAACAAAAGGCUCGUCUCACAUUUACCAGUGAACAUCUGAUGGUCCCCAAGGUCCCCACUUAUUCUGUGGAAUAAGUAAAGUAAACUUUUUGGAAGGUUUGAGUCCCGUUACAUCCGCAAAUCCACCUCUGAAUGACUCAAAAAAGCACACUGAAGGUUUUGGAGCGGCCGAGUCAAAGGUCAGACUCAAAUCACAUUACGAUGCUUUGGCAUGACCUCAAGCAGGCCGUUCAUGCUCGAAAACCAUGCAGUGUGGCUGAAUUAAAACAAUUCAGCAAAGAAUAGAAUAGAAUGCCUUUUAUUGUCAUUAUACAGGAUGUACA
This is a messenger RNA of Archocentrus centrarchus (flier cichlid), 5373 nucleotides long. Its product is annotated as bile salt export pump-like. The transcript is spliced from 29 exons. Gene Ontology annotation, biological process: oligopeptide export from mitochondrion. Gene Ontology annotation, cellular component: mitochondrial inner membrane. NCBI's taxonomy places the organism in Eukaryota, Metazoa, Chordata, Actinopteri, Cichliformes, Cichlidae. The coding region runs from base 121 to 4200 and encodes 1359 amino acids. The record is from RefSeq and is a predicted model, not a curated record. Gene Ontology annotation, molecular function: ATP hydrolysis activity; ABC-type oligopeptide transporter activity; ATP binding.